AUGCUUCCGUUACACACCAUCAUCUUUUCAUUCUUUGCUGCGACAACUUGGGCUGCAUGCAACGGCCAUGAUAAGCUGUGCAGUCGCAAGUACUCAGAAAUCACAUUCAUUGGAACUCACAACAGUGCAUUUGUUGGCAAAGGGCCGUCUCACAAUCAGUAUGUCUCUGUAACAGAACAGCUUGACCUCGGCGUACGAUUCCUGCAAGCUCAGACGCAAGACAAGAAUGGCGACAUACAAAUGUGUCAUACCUCAUGCUUGUUACUGGACGCCGGUCCCCUAGAAGACUACCUGGCAGAGAUAUCAAGCUGGAUGGUUAAGCAUCCGGACGAAGUGGUGACUUUGCUUUUGACGAACCGCGAUGCUAUAGCUAUCGAGAAGUUCGACAAUGCGUUCAACAGCACAGGACUCAAGCCGUUUGUGUUUCGACCGGAGAAGAAACUGGCUCUGAACGAGUGGCCGACUCUCCAGGAGCUCCUUGAUAAUGGAACUCGUCUCCUUGUAUUCAUGGACUUUAACAUGGACGAGAGCAAGGUUGACUACAUCCUCAACGAGUUCGACUACUACUGGGAAACACCUUUUGGCGUAACCGACCCAUCGUUCCCUACCUGCGAAGUUGAUCGACCAGAGAAUGGAAAACCUGCCGAGCUAAUGGGGAUGAUGAAUCAUAUGCUGAACGACAAGGUGCUCGAUAUUGUCAUUCCGAAUCAGCGGGAUGCUAAGAAGACAAAUUCUGCCGAGUCUAUUCAGGGUCAAGUUUCUCUUUGCGAAGGCAAGUGGAGUAAGACGCCGAACGUUAUACUUUUGGACUGGGUCAAUGUUGGAGAUGCUAUGGAGGUUCAACUCACUUUGAACGGACUGUGA
Molecule: messenger RNA, 864 nt
Organism: Fusarium coffeatum
Lineage: Eukaryota; Fungi; Ascomycota; Sordariomycetes; Hypocreales; Nectriaceae
Exons: 3
Coding region: 1-864 (287 amino acids)
Biological process (GO): lipid metabolic process
Molecular function (GO): phosphoric diester hydrolase activity
Source: RefSeq, a predicted model, not a curated record